AUGGCUCCGCAGGGCCUAGACCUUUCGCUUGAAGAGGUCAUCAAGACGUCGAAGGGCGAUGGAAGGGGCAAAGGCAGAAAGCAGGAGGCGGCAGCUAAGGAGACAAAGGCAGAGAAGGAGGAAGAAAUCAAUCUGGACAUGAGCCUGGAUGAACUGAUUGAGAAAGAGUACGUGCCAGCGAAGGGCAAAGGCAAAGGCAAGCGAGAGGCCGACAGUUGGCAGCAAGAGCGUGCGCCAAAAGGAAAAGCCUGGGAGGCGGCAAAUUGGAGCUCCGAGAAGCCCAAGAAUGCAGGCAAUUCUUCCUGGAAGGAUUGGAAAGACGCCACCCCGCAGUGGAAGAGUGGAGGUGGGGGAGGCAAUUGGAAGGAGGUGGACACCUGGAAAGAGGCGGAGACCUGGAAGAAGAAUGAUUGGAAGAAGGCAGAUGCCUGGAAGGCAGAUUGGACCAGCCAAAGUCAGAGCAAGUGGCAGGACGACUGGAAAGCGCCAAAAGCCAGUCAAGAUUGGUACGGCUCCAACAAGUCGUCGUGGGAUGGUCACAGCUCAGGCUGGCAGUCGCAGAGCACCCGUGUCGUGGAAGGACGAAGCUGGUCAGAUCGCCAUGCAGAGCCCGCCUGGACCCGGCCAGCAAAGACCGAGACCGAGCGCGAGGAGCGGUGGAAUGCGGCUCCCCGUGGCUACGGCGAUGUGCGAGACAGACGGUUCGCAUGGCGGGACGAACGCAGGGAACACGACUACCGAGAUAACGGCUAUGAUGCCCGGGAUCGCCGUGAGCCAGAGAGGCAAUGGCCCCGGGGCCGCUCACGCACGCCGCCGCGUCGAUAUUAUGACGAUAUUCCCAGGGGCAACGUGAUCAUGGUGCAGAACAUCCCUCCGGGCCUCGACUCGCGGGACAUCAAGGACGCCUUCCAAUCCGCAACGGGAACCGUUAACAGCUGCAACCUGCGCAAGGAUGGCACUGCAAGGAUAUCUUUCGACAGGCCGGAGGAUGCCAAAAAAGCAGUGGCGACCUUCGACCACGGUGAGCUCAAUGGAAGCAUCAUCAGCGUCCGCAUUGAACACUGA
This is a messenger RNA of Symbiodinium natans, 1065 nucleotides long. The record is from the annotation of a GenBank genome assembly. Lineage: Eukaryota; Dinophyceae; Suessiales; Symbiodiniaceae.